UGUUCGCGCAUCUGCGUAUGUAAUUUCCUUGCGUGGGACAGAUGCUCGGCGCGUUCCGUUUCUAGUUCUUUCCUCAAGCCACAGUAGUGCAUGUGAAUGCGUAAAGAAAACAUUAAUCCUACGUAAGCUGUUAUUUUGAUCUAGAGAAAGUUGGCUUUAGCUGUUUUGAAGAUCUGCCAGGGCAUCAGUUCUCCUAGAAGCGCACAGGUGAAGUCAAAUAGAGACACUGGUUUCAUACCCAAUAUUUCCAGCCAUCGUGAACAGGACAACAUCGAUCUUCUCCUAUGUUUGGAACGAUCUUUGUAAACAUGACGAGUUUGAAGGCGUUUGGUAAAAAAGCGGAGCCGUAUGGGAGACUGUCCUCUGAACCAGUGGAGGACACAGACCCCAGCAGUUUUGUUACAGAGAUGUCUCUGGGGUCAAACUACCCUGUUCAGGUCACUAAUUCACAAGGUAUUAGAGAUCCUGUGACACUGCAGCUCAGCUCUGUUCCCCCUGGUUACUUGACUCCACCGGCAGACAGGAUACAACAGCCUGUAGAAAAUGAUGGGAGCAAAUUUAUUCCAUCAGCUACUGUUUCAUCAGACUUCAGCAAAGACCACACAUCCUGUAAGGAGUGCUUGUGUUCCGCCCCUCCUCCCAAAAUCAGCGACUUGAUGAACGAUGAAGACCUUCUGUACACCCUGAGGCUGAAGCUGGACCCGACUCACUGCACUGUAAAAAACUGGAAGAACUUUGCGAGUCGCUGGGGGAUGAGUUACGAUGAGCUUACGCUUUUAGAGCAGCGCACACAUGGAUCCACCUACCACAGCCCCACUCAAGAGUUCCUACUGCGCUACAACCAGAAACCUGUUAAGGAGCUCACCGAACUCUGCCAGCUUUACCAGCGCAUCGACGUUCUAAGAUUGCUCCAGAGAUGGAUGGAAAACGACUGGCCUUCGCGCUGGCAGAAUGCCCAUUAACUAGGGCUCAGUGAGAACAAUAACUAGACUUCAGCGCAGCAAAGUUUUUUUAGAAUCUGAAAUUAAUGACUUCAGGGAUGGACGGCAAGUCAGAACACACACUACUAAGCAGUGGUGGUGUCUGGAUAUUGUUUACACUGUUGUAAAUGGUUGUAAGACCUUCACUGACUCAUCAGUUAUAUUGGUUGCAUCAACUCAUUUCAUCACUCCAGAUUUCAGUAUUUUUUGUGAUGUCACAUCCUUGAAACGCAGGUAAUAUCUAUGUGGUUGGAAGGGGUGACAAACAAAUAUAGCAGUGGCAUGCCCGCACUGGAAAGACCACAUACAUCUGGAAAUUCUUUGUUGGUCAUAAUGGACAUGUAUGGCAUUUAAUUUAUAUUUGCUGUAAAUACAUGUAGUCAUUUCAUCUUUACUUGUGGUGUCACAGUGAUUGUUAGGGUUGCCUCUUGAAGUGUUAUAAGUCCUUAAAUGAGUCAUUGCACUCAAGAUCCAAAUUAGUUUUGAGACAGUUUCACCGUUAGUGUUGCCUGCCCUUCUAUAAUGACCUGUGAAUAAAUCUCAAGGCAGCGGUUGGUGUCGUGUCUGGAAAGGAUUCUCAAUACUGAAUGGUUGAUAAUCAGGACAUUUCAGUGCUAAAUGAAUUUCAUCAUUUUGUGACAUUUCCUCUAAGUUUCUCAUUGUAACAAAUCCUAAAAUAUAUGAUAUCCCAAGGUAAAAGCAGAUUAGAGGUAGUUUUAUAAGAUGUGACUGAUUUUUCUUGGACUUUGCUUGGAUUGUUCAUCAUUUCCCUGACGGUAUUAGUGCAUUGUCAUUUUGAAGUCGAUUGUCAGUCAAAUGUACAAAAUCAGUUCCCCCAGGAUCCCAUUUUAAGCAAAGCAACAUAAGACAACAGAGUUAAUAGGGUAUAAAAAUGUAUGUUGGAUUUAGACUCUUGGCAUUGAUUUGAUUUAAAUAUAGUCUUAUAGGUAUAGGGUACAGGAAGAUCUGUGCAGGAAACCUGAUUACUGAAACAGAGUACCUUAAAUUCAUGAAAUUUUUUUUGUAAAUUAGUAAAUGCAACAUUUUAUGUAAGAAUGGUUUUUACAAAAGAUUUAAUUCUGCUUGUGUUUCAUGAAUGUGGCCCAUUGUGUGUUAUGGGUUCUUGAAGGGGCCAGUUAAACAUUAAGAUUUCCACAUUUUGGAAAACAUAAAAGGGCUCCAUUUUCUCGAGUGCGCAAAGCGCAGUGCUACGUGCAGUGACUGUGUGCUACGUCUUAUCCCAAUUUUGUGAGAGCGCAAAUUCAAAGUGGAAUUUCCGUGCCAGCACAAAGUGCAGGUGGGUGGGAGUGUUUAUUCUAUCUGUGGGUGUAUUGUAUGUUAAUGAAGUGGUGCAAAGCGCAAUUUGCUAUUUUCCUGAGAGAUAGAUCAUUGCGCUAAGACAUUUCAAAAGUAGUUCUGUUUUCAGACUACACACUUCCCUCAUUUGCAGUUUCCACCAGCUGGUGGUAAUAAAGUUAAUGUACAAACUCUUAAAAUAUAGUGGAACAUCAAAUUAUGUCCGUGACGAGUUGUAGUCGUCUUGUGAAACAAAAAUGAGAUUUGUGUUAAACUAUCUAUAGGUCAUGGUUUAUGUUUUAAUUAUCAUCAUUAUUGUUUAUAUUCACAAUUGAUCUAAUUAUAAUAACUAUAAUUAUGAUCCCAUUUUUAUUUAUAUUUUACCACCUGUUGUCAUAGAGUGAUUUUUAAGUCACACAUUUUUGUGGUGCUAGUGGAGAGAAUAAAAUGUUUGGAUUUGGUAUAUUAUUAUUUAUUUUAUUUUUUUUACAUUUUGUUAAUUUGAUUUAGAUUUUAAAUGGAGCCUAGUUUGAAUUUAGAAAAUUUUAGUUUGAUUUUUUUUGUUUCAUUAAAUGAAUUUAAUUUUUUUAAAUCAAAAUCAACUGGUAGAAGUGCGUGCCGAUACAAUCACUGUUAAUACUAGCCAUGAUUUGUGUGUCAGUAGAUGAAAAUUAAUAAUAAUACUUACAUUACUUGCAUUCCCUAUAAUUUAAUUACAUCCAAAUCCUGACGAGAAUAACAUUUUCUAAGCAUAUAAAAUGAGCGUGUCUAUUUUAUUCUAAUUCAUUGAAUACAGUCCGUUUACACUACAAACUUCUUAUGAAUGUGCUGUCUUUGUUUAUAUCGCUGGUGCUUAAUAGGGAAUGGACUAUAGGCUAUAAUAGGAUGCAGAUGGUGCAAUAACUGGAGAAGAACCUCAGAAUUAAAUUGCAUUUGACCCAGCCCAAUAGCGCUUUGUGCGUGCGAUUUCACCAAACCCACUUGUUCCUAAACUUAGCACAUACUUGCAUGAAAAUACCAAAGCUUCAUGGCCAUGCCCACUGACUUUGCACUUAUGGCAUAGUGCUGCGCUUAGCAUUAACGCUCUUAAAAUAGGGCCCAUAAUGUCAUAUAUAAUGUAAAACUUUGUAUCCAUACAUUAAAUUACCCAUUGCCCUGCUCACUGAGCACUUACAUUUACUAUCAUGUUUGGUUUGAAUGGCACUUAUACUUUUUUUUUAUUUUUUAUAAAGAUUCAGCAUGGGUAUCUCUAGUGUCUUUAAGAAAGGAGCAGUAAACAUGCUGUAUAACUGCACAGAACAUUGGAUCUGGAACUUGAUCUGACUUUCUUAAAUAGUACAACUCUGAUAGUAUCAAAAUGUAGGGAGUUGGUGGUCAAAGUUCCACAUAUAUGAAGUUUAAACAUUUGUGGUCGAAUGCCAUGUAAAAGUGUAGGUAGUAAGUACCUCUUCUGAGCUUUUUUAAAAAGCUAAAGUUUUUAGUAUGUUUGGUGUUCUGCUGUAUUUUACCCAGCUUUUGGUUCCCUGUGUCUUAAAAUUACAGAAAGUCAUAUUGUUUAUGAAUUGUGGGCUCUCUCUGUUUAAAAAUAAAACUUUACACGCA
Molecule: messenger RNA, 3878 nt
Organism: Myxocyprinus asiaticus (Chinese sucker)
Lineage: Eukaryota; Metazoa; Chordata; Actinopteri; Cypriniformes; Catostomidae
Product: ectodysplasin-A receptor-associated adapter protein-like
Exons: 6
Coding region: 285-962 (225 amino acids)
Biological process (GO): signal transduction
Molecular function (GO): protein binding
Source: RefSeq, a predicted model, not a curated record